GUGGGUGGGGGCUCUCUGGCAGGAGGGUCCCUCCGUCUGCAUUAGUCGGUCUUCGUCCUCGGGUCCCUUAGCCUGGCUGUUCUCCUGCAUACCAGGACUGACCCUCUCCAGGCCCGCAGCAGACUGAGCGAGUGUGUGUAGGAGUGUGUCGGAGAUGGAGAAGAGAGGAGAUGUCAUGUUGGGGGUCGAGGAUGAGUCCGGUCAGCCGGUGUCGGCCCUGUCCAUCCUGUCCUUGCUGGAACGCGUCUCCACCAUCAUCGACGGAGUGCAGGCCAGCCAGCAGCGCAUGGAAGAGCGCCAGCAGCAGCUCGAGACAUCGGUUGCUGCUGUCCAAUCAGAGCUUGUAAAGCUGGCCCAGGACCAUGGGACCACAGCUACUACUGUGGACAAGCUCUUGCAGAAAGCCCGGCGCGUGAGUGCCCACGUGAAGGAGGUGCGUUCCCGUGUGGAGAAACAGAAUGUCCGCGUGAAGAAAGUCGAGACCACGCAGGAUGAGCUUCUCACCAGAAACAAGUUCAGAGUGGUCAUCUACCAGGGUGAAACUGAAGUUCCGUCUGUUGCUGUGACAAAAACCCCUAAAGGGGCAGGGCUAGCCAAUGUAGAGGUGGAGCCUGAUGAGUAUGAGAUCCCCGCAGAUCUUUCUUCUGAUGAGGAAUACAUGGUGGUGGAGGAGACGGAGUCUACGCGGGGGGCACGUCUCAAACAGUCCGGUCUGAAAGGGAUCGAGAAUAUUAAAGCGGCCUUCUCCAAGGAGAGCAUGAAUAAGACCCGAGAGAGAACCCGCGAGAACCUCAGCAAGACCAAAGAGAGCCUGAGCAAGACGGGCCAGACGCUGGGCACCAAGAUCAACACCCUGGGGGACAAGAUCAUUCCCCCCGAGCAGAGGGAGAAGAUGCGGCAGAGCGGCGAGAGGCUGAAGGACAACAUCGCUAAGAAAGCUCCCAGCAUCAAACUCAAAAAGGAACGAGCUGUUGCCGAGGGCCAGGAGGGGGCGGAGGCUGCCGUGACCCCGCCCAAAGGCCGCAAGUCCAGCGCUGAGGUCACCUACACAGAGGUGGUCACCGAGGGCAAACGAGAGGGUCCCGUAUCUGAAGAAGGGGCUACCCGUAUUCCAGAGGAGUAGCCAAUCAGGUUCACUGUGGAAACGGCACUGGAGUGAAGAACAUGGCAGAGAGGGAUUAUGGGAAAUGCAGAGAGCAAUUUUUAUGAAUGGAAAUGUGACAGAGGUUAUAAACACGAGAGAGUUAGAGCUUGAAUGUGUGAGUGUAUGGAUGUAAUAACUCAAUUCACAAGAAAUAACAUGGUCAAGACCACUCGGCCAAAAAUCUCAGAACUCAAUCAGUACAGAUGCAGAAGUGAAAAUGAGGCAGUGAAGCAGUGAGUCAGUAAGGCAGUGAGGCAGUGAGCACUGCAAAGAUCAUGGUUCUUUUCCCCACUUUAUUAAAAAAUAUAUAUAUUAAAAUAAAGCACUACAUUUUUAUUAUCUCCCUUAAUUAAACAUGCUCAAUCUUAUCAACAUCUUUAUUAAAGAGUGAAACACUGAACUGUAGAAGUCUGCAGAAGACAUUGUAAGAAGGCAAUUGUUUUUGCAGAAUCUGAUUGGUGUAUGUCUGUAUGAAAGUUACUUCAGCAGUGUGGAGAAAAUGUGUAUUUGCCAUUUUUUUAGACCCUCUACUUGUCAUAAAUAAAAUGCACAGAAAUAUAUUUUGUGAAGUAACUAAGUCACUUAAAUAUUAUAUAAAAUAACUACAUUAAAAAGAGAGUUAUUAUAUAUUUUCGCUCUUUGUGUCUCUGAUUUUCCCUGUUUUGUGUGUCAAAAUGAAAUGUACACUCAAUGACAAAAAGAAAUAAUAAUAUGGCUCCCCAGAUUGUGGAAAAACUCGGCUAGUGUACCUCUUGGUGAGAGAUUAUUAACUGUUAAGUAUGCUGUUGACAGACUUUGAGAGGUGAAACCGUAUCAUGUUUCAUGUAUGGAAUGUGAAAACAGUCAUGUUUGAGUAUGAAGGCCUGAUGGUAAAUACUUUAGUUCUGGUUUUGCUGUGGAGCGACACAUUGCCCACACUGUUGGUGGGGUGAUAUUGGGAGCCAUUGAAUACAACAGUCAGUCACGCCUAGUAGUGAAGCAUUAUGUGCAGAACAUCUGGCACGUUCCAGCAGGAUAAUGCUCAUCCACAAACUGCAAGGGUGUCCCAUGUAUGUCUUCACCAAAUUGCAACAUGUCCUUGGUCUGCACGGUUGCCAGAUUUUUCCAGUCAAGCAUUUAUGGGACUAACUGAGACACCAGCUUCCGCAACCCACAGUAUGAGUGUGCAAGAUCUACACACCCAGCUACAACAUCUGUUGGCAAAUAUGCCACAAGAUGCCAUAUGGAAUCUGUACGCCUCCGAACGACAACUUUCACUUUCUCAAUAAACUUAUCCUUUUACUCUAAUAUUUUAAUCACCUACAUAUACAGUAUCAUCAUUACAUUCACACAUACAGUAUGAAGCUUCAUUCUAUUCCAACAACUCUUUCUUGGUGCGUUAUUAUUAUUAUUAUUAUUAUUAUUAUCAUUAUUUUUGUCAAUGAGUGUAUUUGUCGUCCUCAAUAUAAGUCAUACACAGACCAAACAUGUAUGUAAAUGGGAGAGAAAUGAGAAAUGGAAUGACUCAUUUUUAUUAUUUCAGCAUAGUUAAAUGGUUAAGAAUGAAAAACAGUAAGAUAAAGCCAACAUGAGCUUACGUGUGCCACUCCUAUUGUUAUAAAAAUGUCCUGUCUUAUCAUUUGCCAAAUUAGUGCAGAUGCUAAAUAUGUCUGGGCAACUAAUGAGCGCCAAAAGCUCAACAACAAGAUGAUCAAGGAACAGCUGAAAUAUUUUUUCCUGACAUUUUAAGCUUUGAGAAGUUAUACUGACUUUACCACAGAAAAAUCUGUAACUUUUUAAAAGUAAAUUAAAAAUAAACUUUGCCCAAUUAAAACCUCCACUUAAACCUUAAAAGGCAGUGUAUACAUAUAGCAGAUAAACUGCGUUACUGUGUGUGUGUGUGUGUUUGUGUGUAUCUGACAUGUCUGCUAAAAAAAGAUUACUUGAAAUAAAUAUGAACAGCUGA
Molecule: messenger RNA, 3089 nt
Organism: Astyanax mexicanus (Mexican tetra)
Lineage: Eukaryota; Metazoa; Chordata; Actinopteri; Characiformes; Acestrorhamphidae
Gene: cavin4a
Product: caveolae associated protein 4a
Exons: 2
Coding region: 155-1123 (322 amino acids)
Biological process (GO): regulation of gene expression
Cellular component (GO): caveola; cytoplasm
Source: RefSeq, a predicted model, not a curated record